Sinocyclocheilus rhinocerous is the source of this 1210-nucleotide messenger RNA. RefSeq lists its product as uncharacterized. The transcript is spliced from 8 exons. The record is from RefSeq and is a predicted model, not a curated record. NCBI's taxonomy places the organism in Eukaryota, Metazoa, Chordata, Actinopteri, Cypriniformes, Cyprinidae. The coding region runs from base 1 to 1173 and encodes 390 amino acids.
AUGUUGGUUAAAGUUCAGUAUCAAGGCGUGAAGAAAUUUGUAAAACUGCACAGCGAUAGUACGUUCCAAGACUUUCUCACUGAAGUUAAGAGCAAAUUUGCUUUAGCAAGAACUGCUGCUCUUGAAGUCUUUGAUACAGACACAACUGUGGAAGAGGACAUCUUCCAUGAAUUGAUUGAAGGCAGUCCACAUUUAUGCCUAACAGUAAGAUGUCCAGAAGAAAAUAUUUCUGCUGGUUUGUCUGAGGAAUUUUCACCCACAAGAUCAUCAACCCCCAGCACAUGCACUGAUACUCUUUCACUCUCUUCAACUGACCAUGAAGAGACCGAGAGAGCAAUGCAAAAUCAAGCCGCAAUGGCCAGCAACAGUUUUAACAUGGACGCUGAAAAGGCAAAACAGAUUGUCCAAGAUGCACUGGAAAAAAAAUCUGGUGGUGAGGAAGUGCUUGAAGAAUACCAGAAAACUAAAACUUUAAAGCACAGCACCAGACGUCAGCUUGUUAAUAUUGCUGUCAGUCACAUGACAGAAAUUCACGGGAGGAUCCCCACCCGCAAACAGCGGGAAACGUAUGCCUUGGGCAUUAUUUAUCUCUUUCCUAGCCUGAGAGACCCGUUUUCAACAAAGGGCUAUAUAAAUCAGGACUUUGCUCUGCUGUUCAAUGCUGAAACAUCCAACAAGUUUCUCGAGAGGUGGGAGACGGCAUUCAAGCAAAAGAUCAUCGAUGAAGCCCAGUGUCUUACAUCAACAGCAGAAAUUUGGUGUCUUCUCAAUGCAGCAGGUGUACAAGGAUCUGACAAUGGGAGGAAGAAGACUAAGAUCAGUCCAACAGAGGCUGUUGACAGACUUGUGCAUUUCCAUAAGUCCUGCACCAGUAUUGAAGGCCGUCUCAGCAGGAGGGAGGGCCACCAGCCAUUCCUACUGAGAUCAGGAAGGAUUAAGGGCAGGAUCAACCACUUUUACGUCGUUGUGGACAAGCGCCUCAUCCCUUGCGUUGGAACCAGCUCCUUGAGUGCCUUUGAUGAACUUUUUAAAGUUCACUAUGUCUUCAACCUGUCCUACGAGAAAGCCCUGGUGUCAAAAGCCAACAGCUUGUUCUACAGGCCUUUUGAUCUGCAGUGUUUAUAUGGGUCAGAUGAUGGUGAAUAUAUGGUACCUUUUUUUGUGUUGGUGUAAUAGUUACAUCUGUGUUAAAAAUAAAAUUUCAAACUGA